Acromyrmex echinatior (Panamanian leafcutter ant) is the source of this 455-nucleotide messenger RNA. RefSeq lists its product as uncharacterized. Lineage: Eukaryota; Metazoa; Arthropoda; Insecta; Hymenoptera; Formicidae. The record is from RefSeq and is a predicted model, not a curated record.
AAAUCGAAACCAGAAGUAAUGCAACGAAGAGACGAAGGUGAAGACGCUGAUAUACUUACAGAAGAUAUUCAAGUGCCUGCAGAAACAAUUUUGAGAGUGGAAAAUGAAAAACCACAAAUAGAUUUUGAAAAAGUCCCUCAGAUGGCUGUAUCUGUCGUGAAUAAUUCUCUAAUGGUAUCGAAGUUUGAAGAGCUCGAACAAUCUGUAAAACACUUGCAAGAUCGGUAUCAGGCUUUGGAGGACUUGUCUACCUCUCCGGAAAUCGAACGUUUAAAAGAUCGAAUUGCAGAUCCUGCCGCGGAUUUGUGGCAAUUUAUUAACACCAAUAAAAGAUUGGACGCUAAUGAACAAGCUUACAGCGAUGGUACAAGAUGUGAUCAAAGGUGAUGUUGGCGUAGUAACAGCAGACACAUCUUUGAUUAAUACAAGAUUGGAUGAACUCGAAGAUAAGGUCU